Messenger RNA from Trichoderma reesei QM6a, 1858 nucleotides. RefSeq lists its product as uncharacterized. NCBI's taxonomy places the organism in Eukaryota, Fungi, Ascomycota, Sordariomycetes, Hypocreales, Hypocreaceae. The record is from RefSeq and is a predicted model, not a curated record. The transcript is spliced from 5 exons. Gene Ontology annotation, molecular function: protein binding. The coding region runs from base 1 to 1749 and encodes 582 amino acids.
AUGGCGUCUGCUGCAGAGAUCCGUGACAGCGUCUCGACCAUUGCCCUCCCCGUCCUGGGCCAGAAGAGCCAGCAGCAGUUCAUCAUCGAGUCGGCCUUCUCCUGGCUGCCGAUGCUGUCUGUCGGCCGCCACCUGUUGACACUGCCGGUGUUUUGCACAGUCGUACUGCUGCAGCUGGCAGUGCUGGCCAUUGUCAAAAAUGGCCUUGUUCGAAGCUCGUGCCCGGAAAUGGCCAAGACGAAGCCAACGUCGCUCGAUGGCCGAAGCCAGAAGCUGUCAAAGCCGGCGUGGAAGCCCAAGGAAGAGGCAGGGCCAAGCCUGAGGCCGGCAUCUCCCCCCAAGCAGAAUCCAUGGCAUCAGCGCUCGACAGCUCCGACAGUGCCAAAUGUGAAACAGCCUCCCAAAUCGCUUCAGAAGCCGCUGGCGGAGGAGGAGUUCCCAGAGCUCAAGACAGGCGACAGUGCGGCCGACGACCCUUUGCCCAGCAAAGAGGCGCAAAGAGAGCCAUCUCCAUCAUGCAACGUCUCCAAAUCCAGUUGCUCGACAAAUGAAACACAUUCCGACGAGUCGAGAUCUGCCGUGUCUCGACUCAGCACGCCGACGAGGUUGAUUUUGGAAGAAGCCGCAGAUCAGGCUGCCAAGAUCCUCUGGAGACAUCCUUUUGGCUCCAAUGUCUACUUAUACGUGGAAAGCAGUGUGUUCCAGCUGCAUCGCGACAUACUAAUGCGACACUCAGGCUGGUUUCGCGACAAGCUUCCUCCGCCAAACCAGGAUGGAUCGCCAGUCGAGAUACACCUGCCUCACGCUGUUGGAGCGGUGCAGCCUUGCCUUUUCUUCAUGUAUACCAAGAAUCUCGAUAUUUGCGAGAGAAUCAUCUGCCAGCCGCUCAACUUUAUACACAUCCCACGGUGCGUGCUUGCUUACUGCGCAGCCGUCAACUUCCAGAUCCCGACAAUGGCAUCGCGCAUUCUCGGCAUCCUAGAGGAGACGGCCAAAGACCUUGCCGCGUACCUCAACUCCUACUUUAUCUACAGAGAGAUGGAUUUCAAGACCAGCAAGUCCAUGGCGAACUACUUUGUCAACUCCCUCGAUAUCCUAUACUCCGAACCGUUGUUUGAGCUCAUGAAGCCGAUUCGGCAGGCGCUUGCCGGUAUUUUGGAUGCAUUGCUGCCAUCCUUGCUCCGGCAACCAUACUUUCCAGAGAUGCUGUGCAUGCCGGGCUGGAAGCGGUGGUCGGCGGCCAUUGCGGCGGACCAGGUCGAGUACCGAGCUGCGCUUGGCCAUGGCCCGUCGGCAACGGAGUCUGUUCUGCCAACCGAGGCUGAGCUGAAGGCGCUCUUUGAUCGUGUGCUGGGGAAGUCCUGCGAGAGAAACGACAACAACAACAACAACAAUGGCGCAGAGAAGGGCCCUAGUAAAGGCGCAAGAAAUAGUCCGAAGAAGGAGACCCGGAAAGAGGUUUCUGAUGAAAGCGGAGAACAAGACAAUGCUUCAACAACAUCUCGAUCCCCGAGAAAGAAGAAGAAGAAGAAGGCCGACAGCAAGGACUUGGGUAAAGCCAGGGUUCCGAGAGCAUCGAGCACUGUGGGAAGCACAGGCAGCGAGGCAGGCACCUGGAGCUCAUUGGGGGCAGAUGACGCUCGAUCAGAGCUGGGGAGGCCUUCGCCCACCAUGAGCGGCUCUAUCAUACACGGGAGAGCCACUGCCGGCAGGGGCCGAAGAACGAGUCCUACAAAGUCAACGAGGUGAAGACCAACCAAAUAUAUCGGGUCAAAUGGAGGAGGAGUGAAGGAGUUUAUAAAUCGUCUUGCGAAUGCAAUAUGGGCUUGGAAAGCACAUGGACGAGCGCUACCAGCUG